Liolophura sinensis is the source of this 4454-nucleotide messenger RNA. Its product is annotated as RUN domain-containing protein 1-like. The transcript is spliced from 19 exons. Lineage: Eukaryota; Metazoa; Mollusca; Polyplacophora; Chitonida; Chitonidae. The record is from RefSeq and is a predicted model, not a curated record. The coding region runs from base 325 to 2043 and encodes 572 amino acids.
UCUGUGAAAGAGAUACCUCCUAAAUAAUGUGAAAAUUUGUUUGAGAUUGUGUCGCUUCUUGCAUGACAACGUGCUUGCUUUCUGUUCGGGCAACAGUUUACAACAUUUGUGCAGAAUAUGGAUAUCUUUUUGUACCCGUAUUGAUGUGUUAAUAUCUGCUGAGUGAAUGAAUGGAAAGAAGUCAAAUUCAUAGCUUGAGCAUCGGGGUGCCUUGCAAGGCCCAAAAGGUAACAGCCAGUGGUAAUAAGGGUUGAAAUGAAGGGCUGAAACAACUGAAUUGCGCAUAAAGACUGGACUUGGCACAGAUUCAGACAAGUUUGCACAAUGAUGGAAGAAACAAUGACGGCCAUUACUGAUGAGAGUUACGAGUAUGAUAGUUUUGAUGACCAGAACUACGAAAGGCCAGCCGAGCGCUGGGCUCCAUUGGGAGCUGCGGCUACUAGUCCCGCACCUUCCCAUGGAGAAGGAAGCAUGGAGGAGGCUGACCAGCUACAGAAGCUGGAAGAGGAACAGGAAAUGCUCAACUCUUCCCUUAUGGCACUCACCAGUCACUUUGCUCAGGUCCAGUUCAGGUUGAAACAGAUUGUCGAUGCUGAGCCAGAGGAUAAAGAGGCAUUGCUGAAGGACUUGGAGGAGUUUGCAUUUAAAGGCAUCCCUGAUAUGCGUAAAUGUCAGCUGGAUACAGAGGAGCUGAAGAAAGAACUGACUGAACAAGAGCAUGAGAGUAAGAUAUCACAACAGAGAGAGAAGCAAAAGGAACUGAUUGGGCAGUUGAAGACACAGUUAGAAGAUCUGGAGCUGUAUGCAUAUGAGACAGGAGAAGCUGAACUGCCAACCAGCAAAGUCAUGGAGAAACAACGAGUGAUCAUUGAUGAGCUCAAACACAAGAUGGACUUGGAUCUUCAACAUUUCGAAAAACUCAGCCCAGAAGAGUUACGACAGAUUGUGGACCAUGCAGUAAGCCAGAUAAUUAACCCUGGCAAGGUGAAAGAGAAAUUGGUGGAACAGUUGAAAACUCAGAUCAUUGAUUUGGAGAGAUUCAUACAGUUUUUACAGGGUGAGGCAACUAGCCCUGGCCCCCUGGGAAAGGACCGAUGUGCCUGUGGUCAUGGGAGGAGUGCACGUCAAAUGGCUGGGUACUGUACAGAGGGAACGCAUAAACAUAAGUCCUCCAAAUCUCACCCUAAUGAGUCCGGUAGCUUACAUCACCAGACUAUGUCCAUCAUGAAGAAGGCCUUAGCCAUCCUUCAGAUCUUUGCUAUCAGUCAGCUUGGCUGUGGCGGGCGGGAGUUUCAGAGAAACCUGAUGAAGAGGACAGCCAAGGGAAACCAUUGGGGGGAUCUAAGGGCUAAGCUGGAGAUGGCAGUGGACUCAGUGCUGAGGAUUGCCAAAGAGCAGGACCAGACCCCAUCAGAGAGUGACUACACCAGUGAUUCAGAAGAGGGCCCAACAGAGGUGUGUGACCCUGUGUUAACCCAGGCUGUGAGGAGAGACCUAGCCAUGGCAAUUAAGGAUCUCAUGCAGCAUGGACUGAUGGAGAUUGGACAGAGCAAUACCCUUGUCCCAUUUGGCUGUUUCCCAUCUCGGUCAGCAAAGACAACAAAGAUGAUGCAUGCCUGGGAUCUGCUUCUCAAGUACUAUGACAUGAAGCAUGGUAGAGAAUACAACGAGUCUCCAGCCCGUAAAUUGUCUCAGUCUUUUCACCUGGACAUUGUUGGUGGUAAACCAAUCACAGCCAAGCAGACCAUGCUAGGGACAAUCGGCAGUGUGGUCACCUCACAUACACCACUCAAGAGGAGUGAGGAUUCACAGUUCAAGGCUUUCGUCUGUGCAGCUUUGAAUGAGAAGAAGCUGGUGACGUGGCUUCGACUGCUUUACAGAACCCAGUCUAUCAUAGACUUUUACUAUCAGGACUGGAGCUACGCGGCUAGGACAGGUUUUGAAGAUGCCUUGAAGACAUUGGACAAGCUGAAUGCAGUUACAUUCAAACUUCCCGUGGAUUUGGCAGUUCGACAGUUCAGCAACAUUAAAGAUGCCUUCUAGAGUAGAAGCAGAUUUGCCAUUGGCAGUUACUUAACUCUGUGAAAGGGCCUGGCACUUUGUUAUCUGUUAAGUUUGGCUGUGUCAUGUCAGAGUUGCCCUCCAUCAGUGCACACAUUGUCCCGUGUAGUCUGUGCGUCAUACUGACUGUCGUCUACCUUAACUUAAUGAUAGCAGGGUUCUACUUAAGCAAACAUAAGCAAUGCCAUUCAAAGUGCAGGGCAAAACUAUCUUCAUUUAUGUUGUUAGAAAUAUUGCUGCACCAUUAAAAACAUUCAUAAUAGGAUAAAAUAUGGUGGUCUUUUCACACCAUAAGAAUAAAUUGUCUACUGAGCAUUUUCAAAAAUAGAUAUUUUCUCUGAUAAACUAUCUUAGGAUCAUUUUAAUGGACUUUCAGGUGCUUAGAAUAAUGUAUAAACAUUUAGAAAAUAUCAUCUCAAAAACCUACCUUACAUACCAGCAUAGCGAUUGCUUUGGUGGCAUUUCUGGACCCAUUUGUCUGAUGCAUGUUAUGAGUCUCAUAUUAUAUUUGACUGUACAAAGCAAGUGAUCAGUGUUCAAAGACUGAUCACAAAGUUCAGAGAUGCAUUAUACUAAGUGUGUCCUAGCACAAUCUUUCUAUGACUUGUUUCAGACAUGACUUGUUACUUGUUACUCGUACUAGGUCAGGAUAUUAAACCUUUGCUAGCAUUGAUAACAAUAGCACACAGUGAUAUUUUGACUGACAUCUUGACUGCUGCUCCAUUAUAAGUAUGAUACGAAUCUUAUAUUAUAGGUUUGUAUCAUGCAUUAAUAGGCUUAUAUCAUGCAUUAACUUAAGUCACAUAUUAUCCAGAGAUUACUUACCUGUGAUGCAAGAGCUGGGGUAUCUUUCUGGGCAUACACUGUAAAUCUACAUUUAUAUCUGCAUCUUUUGAAUAUUUUGGGAAAAGAUACAGGUACAUGGAUGUAAUUGUUUUUUAAUUGAGAAGUGUUUUCAGCUGUUUGUAACCCUAUGUUGAUGCAUUAUAUUUAUAUGCUAAUAGCAUAAAGGCAGUGCUCAACAAUGAGGGUGUAUUCUUAACCAACAUUCCACUCCUUACUUAACAGGUGUUUAUUUACAUCCUUUAGGUUUAUCACUACAAGAUGCGAGUAUGCUGUAAACUUUAAUAAACUUCUGUUGCUAUUUUUCUGUUAUCAAGGACCAACAAGUAAUAGGUAAUCCAAUAUAAAAUAAGUGUUCCUGAUGUGUUUGGAAGGUAUGUACACCUUUAACGCAUUAAUUGAAAGGUUGGUUAAUUCCUUAGUCUGUUUGUACCACGUAGUUCACAACAAUCCAGUCCAAUCCUGCAGAGAUGCCAUAGUUGUUAUGCUAACAAAGCUACUUUCUGAUAGUUUAGGUGAUUCUUUGUCUAUCCUAUGGUGAUAUCAAACAGUAACAGCAUCAGUCAUCUCGUGGAGUAAAUCACUUUCUGAUUUCUUUUGUGUCACAAAUAUAAAUUUCUUAAAUACGGUUGUUAAAUGACUGGUUACAGAUACAUUCAUAACAGCAGAGGUACUUACAUAUAUAAUUAGAUGGAUUUGGCAUAGGAAAUGUGUUGAAGAACUUACCAUUCUGUCUUCCUUUACUGUUGAUGUAUAUGGUAGCCUUGGUUGUGUGAACGCUAAAGUGUUCCUUAUUAUUCAUGUAUAUUAUACAAUAAUAUGUUGUAUAAUGUUUAGAUUAUGGAUGGUAUUUGACAUGACAUGUUAUGCUUACUUUGUUAUUGACACUUAAGGAUGCUGUUACAAUACUAGAUAUAAAUUUAUCUACAUUGGAGAGAUUUAUUUGAGUUUAAUUCAAAUUCCUAUUGGCGAUGUAAGGGGUACAGUAAUUUUCUGUUUCACAUUAUCUUUACACAUGCAAUAAUCUCCAAGCAUAAAAAAAUUAAUAGUAACAGACUUUAUCUUGAUGUUUUUGUCCUGAUUAAUUAUCCCAUGUGUUUAUUAUGUCUUUGUUCUUAUCGUUAUUGAUUAUGGGCAGCUAAGUGGUGCCUCAUAAUAUUCCAGGUGCAGGAGUCUGUGUUUGGUGUAACACCUGUAUUUGAAUGAGCCUGGCAGAUUUUACACCUGUCACGUGUGAUUAUAGAUUGUGCAAUAUCUUAUUUUGACCUUUUGUGGAGUACUAGAGACAGACUACUGGUACAAUUUAUAAUAUAAUUCAAACCCAGCCUAUACAGUAGUGGCAUAUUCUCUAGCAGAGUACAGCACAGUUUUUGAUUGUCUUUCACUUAGUCCACCUAAGCCAAAAUCGCCAGUUGGCAUUUGCCCACACUGGACCCAUGGCAAGCAAAUAUCACAGAAUAAUUGAAUUUUAAGUUGCUCAUCUUAUAAAGCAGUCUGUGCACAAUGUGUGAACUGCUUUGCUUGAGGUGCCUUGCCUUUUUAUGAACUUA